AUACCUUUAAUGUCUCAAAGCCAUAUAAUACCAUUAGUAGACUUUGCAAAAUUACUAGCACUUCAUAGAGUCAAUGUCUCAAUUAUCACAACACCUAUCAAUGCCAAAAGGUACAAAUCAAUAGUCACACAUGCUAUAAAAUCCAAUCUAAAAAUCAAACUAAUUCCUCUUCAUUUUCCAAGCCAAGAAGUUGGAUUACCUCAAGGAUGUGAAAAUUUGGACACACUCAAAUCACUAGAGUUGUUUAAAGAUUUCUUUUUGGCUAGUGAAAUGAUGCAAGAACCACUAGAGAAAUUAAUUCAAGAUUUGGAACCAAAGCCAAGUUGUAUCAUUUCAACUAGUCCUCUUAUUUGGACUCAACAAGUUGCUAAUAAAUUUAAGAUUCCAAGGUAUAUAUUCCAAACUAUUUCUUGUUUUACCCUCUAUUGUUCUCACAUGCUAAAUGAAACAAAAAUACAUGAUAAGGAUUCAUUCUUGAUUCCUAAUAUUCCACACAAGAUUGAGUUUACAAAAGGUCAAACAUUGAAUGGCAAUAUAACAAAGCAAUCUCAAGAUAUGCAAAGUAUUAUAGACCAAAUUAAACAAUCUCAAGACUUGGCUAGAGGUACUUUGAUUAAUACUUUUGAGGAAUUGGAGCCUUGGUAUGUUGAUUCAUAUAAGAAAGUUGUGAACAAUGUAUUUUGUGUUGGUCCAGUAUCAUUAUGUAACAAAGAAAUUGAUGAAAUGGUUAUUAGAGGCAACAAGGCUUCAAUUGAUGAGCAUAUUUGUUUGAAGUGGCUUGAUUCUAUGAAGCCAAAAUCAGUCAUGUAUGCUUGUUUUGGUAGCCUUUGUAACAUUUCAUUCUUGCAAAUGAAGGAAAUUGGAUUAGGGUUAGAGUCAUCAAAUGUACCUUUUAUUUGGAUAAUUAGAGGGCUAAAUUUUACAUUAGAAGUCGAAAAAUGGCUAAUGGAUGAAAAUUUCGAAGAGAAGGUUAAAGGAAGAGGGAUGAUUAUCCGAGGUUGGGCCCCACAAGUUCUAAUAUUAACUCAUCCAUCAAUCGGAGGAUUUCUGACACACUGUGGAUGGAAUUCAACUUUAGAAGGAAUUUCAUGUGGCGUACCAAUGAUUACUUUUCCUAUGUUUGCCGAACAAUUUUACAAUGAGAAAUUCAUCGUAAAUAUUUUGAAGAUUGGGGUUCGAGUUGGAGUUGAAGUGAGUAUUAACUCUUGGAAUGAAGAGAAGAAUGGAGUGUUAGUUAACAAGGAUCAAGUCAAAAGUGCAAUAAAUCAAUUAAUGGAUAAAGGAUUAGAGGGUGAAGAAAGAAGAAAAAGAGCAAAGUAG
Solanum verrucosum is the source of this 1320-nucleotide messenger RNA. RefSeq names its product UDP-glycosyltransferase 73C1-like. The record is from RefSeq and is a predicted model, not a curated record. The annotation marks the transcript as partial. Gene Ontology annotation, molecular function: UDP-glycosyltransferase activity. The transcript has a single exon. NCBI's taxonomy places the organism in Eukaryota, Viridiplantae, Streptophyta, Magnoliopsida, Solanales, Solanaceae.